Molecule: messenger RNA, 4479 nt
Organism: Sycon ciliatum
Lineage: Eukaryota; Metazoa; Porifera; Calcarea; Leucosolenida; Sycettidae
Molecular function (GO): calcium ion binding
Source: RefSeq, a predicted model, not a curated record
AACUGGUACUCGGCUAGAUGUUUCAUGAUACUAAUGUUAAUGAUGCACUACAUGACGUCAGACUUGAACCUACUUGUACUUGUGCUGUGCAUCUACGCACUGCGGCGCAGGAAACCAGGCACAAUUGAAACUGGAUAUCUACCAUCAUGAUUAUGCUAUUACAGCAAGAAGGUACAAGAACAUUUACUCGACAGGAUUUUGCGUGAGAUUGAUUUUGUCGUCGCUGGGAAAAGACUGUAUUUUGAAGCGCCUCCAAAGUCACCGUUCGUGGAGCUGAGUCACCACAACGAGUCUUUUCUAGAUAAUCAGCUGAACGCUGAUCGAAGGCAAAAUGAACCUGCGGACAACUACUAGCCUCUCUGUACGGUUUGCAUUGUUGUGGGUGGUCUCGUUUCGUAGUGUUCUCUCCAGGACCGUCCUUGCAGGAACCCACGCCAGUACUGGAAAUGCAACAGGUGUUGAUGAGUCGUGUAUGGCACGAGUUCUUCAUCUUCUACCAUCUACAGCUCUUCGUCUUAGCAUCCAGGACACAGAGACACUACUUGAAAUAAUUGGCCUACGUCAACCCAUUGAUCAGCUCAACUACGCCAACGCUGACACCGCAUCCCUAUCAGCUUUGCUAGGUGGACGGCAGAAUGCUGAAAUGCUGGUACAGUGUCUGAGUGGGCAGCUUGAGCAAUGUCGCCAAAGUCCCCCAUGCAGCAAUGCAGGAAAAUGCAUUUUCAGCGGUUCUCGACAAGGGAGAGGCUCGUCGUACAUUUGCAACUGCAAUGAUGGUCAUUCUGGAACGUAUUGUCAGACCGUUCUCCCAUCGUGCGCUGGAAAUCCAUGUCAGAAUGGGGCAACAUGUCAACAAAGAGGAUCAUCAUUCCAUUGUCACUGUCCUCCACUGUAUACUGGACACCAUUGUGAAAAAAAGUGGCUGGAUGCAAGAACGUUCCGAAAGUACGCAAACACAGUGCAUCAAAUCAGUGACCAGAUGAAGAACCUGGAGCGAGGGAUAGACGCAGCCAGACAUGACGACGUCAGUCGGAUCGAAACCUUUCUCCAGAGACUUGAGGAAAAAGUCAUGACAAAGUUCAAUUCCACUUUGACUCAGCUCUCAUCUGAAGUUGUAGCACCGAAUCACCGCCUGGAUGAAGGCCACGGAAAUCAAGAAGCAAAUGCGUCGUGUGAACGAAUUAACCACGGGCAAUCAGGAUUGUUCACUGGUACAACAACGACUACGACAUUCACUGCAUACUGUGAUCGAGAGACUGAUGGAGGUGGCUGGAUUGUGUUUCAGAGAAGACAAGAUGGCUCAGUGGACUUUUACCGUGACUGGAAUGCAUACAAACGAGGAUUCGGAUCAGCUGCUGGAGAGUUCUGGCUGGGUCUAGAUACACUACACUAUCUGACGUCACAAGCUGGUAGUACUUAUGAACUGCGUAUUGAUAUGGUGUUCAAGACAACUGGACAGAAGAAUUAUGUUCAGUACUCAACAUUCCGUGUUGAAGGUGAAGCUAACAAUUACAGACUACACGUUUCAGGAUUCUCAAGCCCUACCUUGGUGAACUGGAUGGCUUACCUCAAUAGACAACAGUUCAGCACUCGAGACCGUGAUCAUGACACUGCCCCUGGUUACGACUGUUCUAAUGCACACAAGGGUGGUUGGUGGUAUAUCGCGUGUCACAAUGUCAAUUUGAAUGGAUUGUAUGGACGUAGUGAUGGCGACACAACUGGUGUAGUGUACAAUCAUGGCGGGUACAAGAGUUUGAAGUUUGUGGAAAUGAAGCUAAGAAGGCCUCUUCGCCUCAGCAUCCAGGAUACAGAGACCCUGCUAGCAAAUCUACGUCAACCCAUUGAUCAGCUCAACUACGCGAACGCUGACACAGCAUCCCUAUCAGCUUUGCUAGAUGGAAGGCAGAAUGCUGAUAUGUUGGUUCAGUGUCUGACGGUUGCAAAUGGCAACCUCGAUGCCUUGGAGAAGCGAGUUUCCCUGCCAAAUUCCAGGUGGAAGCCUCCUGAGAAGGCUGAGGUGACAAGUCAAGGCAAACUAAUUGAGGCUUACCUAAUGUCAGACUCUUCUGUCACUGGCAUUGGCGGCUUCUCUCGGUAUGACCGCUACAAGGACGGAGCGCGUCGACGGGUACAAACUGCCGCAACGACGGAUAUACCUCAAGGACCUCAACGGCCCACGGACCAACGACUGCUCGACAGGAAAUUUGAUGGGACAGUCAAUAGGCCUCCGGUGUUUUCGGGCAACCCUGCGGACUUCAGGGAGUGGGUCUUCGCUAUCGAGCUCGCCAUGGUGUCACAGCGCGUCAACGACGACCAGGAGCAGGUGCGAUUCGCUGCCAGCUACCUACAAGGCAACGCCAGGCUUUGGCUGAUGUCGGUAUUGGAUUCCGGCGCCUGCAUCCACGACUGGCCGACGCUAAAACAGUCACUCGGCGACGUGUAUGGCCCAGUCCAUGAACAGGAGGAAGCGCGCCUCAAGCUGUUUGGACUGGUGCAGCGCGGCAGCCUGGACGCAUACGUACAGGAAUUCACUAACCUCUGCCUUCAGGUGAACGACCUUUAUGACCAUUCGAAGGCGGUGCUGUUCGUGAGGGGCCUGCAUGCAGCAAUCGGUCACUCGGCUCUUCGGGAGCACCCGACAACACUAGGCCAGGCCAUUCGUGCCGCACGCAUGGCAGCCAUGCAGGCAUCAGGAGUAUGGAGGGAACAGACCACCACAGGCACAGGCAUUCGUCGGUCGAGGCACCCGGGUCCGGCACCUCACGCUCAGGCCAGUACACCGAGGCAACCUGUCAGUCCAUGGGGACGUCAGCAGCAGCAAUCUAACCGUACGACGGAUUUGCUGGGUGAUCGUAUGGGAGUCGGACACUCUGAUUGGGUGAAGGAGCAACAGGAUGCGUUACGCGUUGCUAAGGAUGCUAUUGUAGCGGCUCAGGCGCGGCAGGCCUUGUAUGCGGACAACACUCGUGCCCCCAGUACUAUAAAGGUUGGUGACCGUGUUCUGGUCUAUAGGGAUUUCCUCAUUACUCCCGAGGCGCGGAAUCAGCCGUCCCCUAAGCUGCGUUCCAAAUGGUAUGGUCCAUUUCCUGUAACUGAGAAGGUUGGUGCCAAUGCCUUCCGGUUGCUACUUCCUGCCAAUAUGCGUUGUCAUCCGGUGUUUAAUGUGUCAGCUCUGAGGCGGUAUGAGGAGAACUCUAUACCAGGACGGCAACAGCCGCCUCCGCCACCAAUAACGGAUCUGGACGGCAACACGCGUUAUAUUGUAGACGCGGUCGUCGAUGAACGGAAACGGAGGGGCCGCAUGGAGUAUCUAGUUCAAUGGCGUGGCUACAGAUUGUUCACUGGUACAACACCGACAAGAUACACUGCAUACUGUGAUCGAGAGACUGAUGGAGGUGGCUGGAUUGUGUUUCAGAGAAGACAGGAUGGCUCAGUGGACUACCGUGACUGGAAUGCAUACAAACGAGGAUUCGGAUCAGCGUCUAGAGAGUUCUGGCUACGUCUAGAUACACUACACUAUGUGACGUCACAAGCUGGUAGUACUUAUGAACUGCGUAUUGAUAUGGUGUUCAUGACAACUGGAGAGAAGCAUUACGGCAAGUGGUCAACAUUCCGUGUUGAAGGUGAAGCUGACAAUUACAGCCUACAUGUUUCAGGAUUCUCAAGCCCUGCCUUGGCGGACAGAAUGAGUUACCACAAUGGACAACAGUUCAGUACUCGAGAUCGUGACCAUGACCCAUGGAGUAUCGGAGACUUUUCUAAUACAUGGAAGGGUGGUUUGUGGUAUAACCAGUGUUACCGCGUCAAUGUCAAUGGAUUGUAUGGACGUAGUGAUGGAGACGCAACUGGUGUAAGGUACUAUCAAAACGUGUACAACAGUUUGAAGUUUGUGGAAAUGAAGCUAAGAAGGCGUGGAUAAAACCCAAAGUACUGCUAGAUUCACUUCACACUGUGCUCAUUUGCAUCCAACUGCAAACAUUCUGCAAUUUGAAACGUUUCCACUGGUUUCAUCUUUUCAUGAUGGAUUUUGGCUAUACUUGGAAAUAUGUUAUACCUCUUUCCACCCAUACAUUUCUUUUGCAGGAGAGUGAACCUUCCAUUCAAUUCUUAAUCGCCGGGUUCCAAAAAGCCAGUAAGUUCUUUUGUUUAACAUAAUAUUACUACACACAUGCACUAAGGGAGUGUUUACCAUUUCAGGGCAUUGCGCGCAUCUUCAUAACCAGCUCCCCCGCCGCCAUACAACACAAUGAUCUCCUAGGAGCGCUUUCGCUUUAUACUUCUUCUCAGUGAGCCAUCGUGGUUACAAGAAUACAAUCACUCUUUCUAAUAUACUGUACUUUUCCUGUCUACUACAAUCACCCGCAUUCUCUCACUAACCACCUGAACAUUAACCAUCUAGCGCUAUACACUUUACCAGCUGUUUUCUAUGUUGUUUUACGUCACUAAUGGCUUAAACUAGACACACUGUAGAAUGACUCA